Molecule: messenger RNA, 2025 nt
Organism: Eutrema salsugineum
Lineage: Eukaryota; Viridiplantae; Streptophyta; Magnoliopsida; Brassicales; Brassicaceae
Product: protein WHAT'S THIS FACTOR 1 homolog
Exons: 3
Coding region: 161-1408 (415 amino acids)
Molecular function (GO): RNA binding
Source: RefSeq, a predicted model, not a curated record
UAGGAAAUUACUGGGAAAAUUCGCCCUUCCUCAGAGAGGUUUCUUUUUGAUUUCUUAUCGUUAUGUUCUGUCGUCUAAUCUUUCUGAGAGAAUUUAGAAGUAGAAGAUUUUGUGAUUCAUUGUACUUUGUAAGGAUUGUGCACAGAAGGUGUUUGAUAGAAUGUCUAAACCGUUAUUAUACAGAAGACGUUCGAUCUCUUUCGGUCUGGUCCAAAUUCUAGAGAAGAAUACGUUUAGAGAAAUUGAGAAUCUGGAGUUGUUGCGUGGAAAAUCAUCUAGUAGAUCGCAAUGGGAGUUUGUUCAGGUGAGACACAAGUCUGGUGGAGGAUGGAGACCCAAGAAGAAAGUAUACCACAGAGUUCAUGAGCUCGAUAAAGCUAUAGAGUUGAAGAAGAAGCCAACUCUGAUACUUGAACUCAAAUCCAUUAUUCAAGCGCAGAAACAUGGAAGCAUUCUUCUAAGGGAUCUCGAGAAGCAUGUUGGUUUUGUUCACAAGUGGAAUUUAAUGGCUGCCAUCGACAAGUACCCUUCGAUAUUUUAUGUUGGAGGUGGAAACAGAGAACCUCCUUUUGUUAUGCUGACUGAGAAAGCUAAAGCGAUCGCAGCUGAGGAAGGUGAAGCCACAGAGUCAAUGGAACCUAUUCUGGUUAAGAAUCUCAGGAAGUUAUUGAUGAUGUCGGUUGAUUGUCGAGUGCCUUUAGAGAAGGUUGAGUUUAUUCAAUCUGCGAUGGGUUUGCCUCAAGAUUUUAAGAGUACAUUGAUCCCAAAGUACCCAGAAUUUUUCUCUUUGAAAGUUAUGAAUGGAAAAGUUCAUCUUGUUUUAGAGAACUGGGAUUCCUCACUGGCGAUCACUGCACGCGAAGACAGAUUAUCCCGUGAAGGAGUCCUUGAGCCAACUGAGAACAGAAAGAGGGUUAGGAUCACAAAGGAUGGUAAUUUCUUGGGACGAAACGCGUUUAAGAUCUCUUUUCCUCCUGGUUUUAGGCCGAACGCAAGUUAUCUAGAGGAAUUUGAGAAGUGGCAGAAAAUGGAAUUUCCAUCUCCGUACCUUAACGCGAGAAGAUUUGAUGCUGCAGAUCCUAAAGCUAGGAAACGAGUUGUAGCUGUGCUUCAUGAACUGCUCAGUUUAACAAUGGAGAAGAGAGUGACGUGCGCUCAAUUGGACUCGUUUCACUCCGAGUAUCUGCUUCCAUCAAGACUAAUACUUUGCUUGAUAAAGCAUCAAGGGAUCUUCUACAUUACUAACAAAGGAGCAAGGGGUACAGUCUUUCUCAAAGAAGCUUAUGCUGGGUCUAAUUUGAUCGAGAAAUGCCCGUUACUAUUGUUCCAUGAUAGAUUUGUUGCACUCUGUGGUCGGAGAGAAGUCAGUCUAGGUAAUGAAACGCAGUGUUCAAGUGUUAUCUCCUAAUCUUACAUCAAACCAGGGAUGUGUACCCCCCCAAGGCAUUUUUACCCAUUAAUUCUGUUCCAGCUAGCAAGGUUCAGUUUAUAAGGGCUCUGAACUUUAGAAGCAUUUCGCUCUACCAUUUCUUCUUACAGUCCAUUGUCUUCUCAUAUGAAGAAAAAAAGAGUACUACUUGUUAAGAUAUUAACUUUUCGCCAACCAAUAGAACCGUAAAUACUAUCCGUGUUGAUUGAGGAUGCUAACUUGACGAAAGCCAGAACGUGUCACAGCACCUAAUAUGGUACCAAGGGAGACGUGACAGGCAGAUUGACUAUGUACUGUGAAUGGGAUAUGAACUCUCUCGUCCAUGUGGAUGCAGCUGGAAAAAGGGGGUCCAGAACUCAUGUGGCUUGUGAAGGCAUCAUGGGAAAAGAGCCAAAGGGAAGGACAACUAAGUCGCACUCCACAAUUCCUCCCAUUUUAGACCUGAGUCGCAUUCAUGUUCAAAAACAAAAAGUAACUUCACACCAACUCCACUCAAUGUAAAGAGAGAAAAAAGAAAGAGAGAUGCCAUUUUUCUUUGGCAUUGGUAAAUCGGUAGGUCAUUGAUAUUCGCACGUUAAAGGAAAACCUAAAUGCUC